CCUGUAAGUGAUGGCGACAUUCCAGCCUUUUAUGCGCGGAGCAGGGUUGGAUGACAAGUAUCUCGAUAAAACUGGCAAUUAGGCUAACGUUAUCGAUACUUGGUGGCGUCACCGCAGCUGGCUAGUCCCUUCGCUCUGUUUUUUAGCGCUAACUCAUGCGAGCGAUCGCCGUUCAGAGCUCGAGGAAAGCGCAUCUUCAUCCUGCUAAAUAUUAGCCCGGCAGCAUUAGCUAGCAUAGUGAACGCUAGCAUGUCACCCUUUGCCUUCUCCUGUGUUUGGGUGUAGGUAGCUGGCAAAGCUAUCCAUCUCGGGUGGUGCUGAAAGUAACGUUAGCUGGGGUUUCGAGCUAGCGCGUCAACGUUGACAUAUUUUCGAAAAGUUCAUCCCUGAGUAUCGGCGAGUCGGUCAAGACUGCUCCUGCUGUGCCCGACUGACCGAUAGCACCCCUUCAGUGGUGUGAAUGAGGGAGACAUGGCAGACCACACCCCACCUCUGGAGUCCGGCCAGCUUCUCAGCCCUGAACUCCCAAUCCUGGCCUCACCACCGCCCCCAGCCAUGGUCAACGGGGAGGGCCCCCAACAGGUAAUCCUGGUGCAGGUAAACCCAGGUGAGGCCUUCACUAUUCGACGAGAGGAUGGUCAUCUUCAGUGUAUCACAGGUCCUGCUCAGGUUCCCAUGAUGUCUCCAAAUGGUUCAGUGCCUCCAAUCUAUGUGCCUCCUGGAUACGUUUCACAGAUCAUUGAGGAGAACGGAGUGCGGCGGGUUCUGGUUUUACCUCAGCAGCCAGAGUUCCACCCAGGGGGCCACUCCCCUCUCCACCACCCUCCACCUCCGCCCCACGCCCACCUGCCUGCCUUCAUCCCACACCCCGCCAUGAUGCCCCCACCGCCCCACCUGUACACGGGCAUGGCAGGGGGCGUGGGCGACAUGAGCUCUCAGUACAUCUCUCAGUACCAUCCAGCUCAUAUCUACUCAGAGCAGGUCUCCACAGAUUCUCACUCCCAACACGGACGCCCGCCGUUUGUUCACAGGGAUGAAAGAACUAGCAAAACGUACGAGCGUCUGCAGAAGAAGCUGAAGGAGCGUCAGGGAGGCGGAGGAGGGGGGCCGGUGAAGGACAGCCCCCCUCCCUCGCCGCAGAAGACCCGCAGCAGCCCCACGACGUUGGACAUCCACAACGGGGUCGGCGGGAAAGGGCUGGAGGCGGAGCAGGGGCAGCCCAGCAACACGGCGGCCGGCCCUGACAAGCAGACCAGCAGAGGGAAAAACGGAGAGUCAGGAGAGCUGGAUGAGGAAGCUCAGGCCCUGCAAGCACUAUUGAGCACCAUCAGUAAACCAGCGGUGUCAGAUAUCCAGGCCAGAGGGGCGGUGCUGAGCUGGAGCGCGCCCACCAGGCCGGAGCGCGAGGAAGGUGGCGUAGAGGAUGACUCCAGCCCCUCGGAGCCCUUCAGUUACGAGGUCUCCAUCUCAUACAGUGGCAAAGAUGGGAAGUACAAGAGCACGCACAGUGGGGAAGAACUAAGUGCAACUUUAGAAGACCUUCGACCAGCAACAGACUAUCACGUCAGGGUCCAGGCUAUGUGUAACUGUUUACAGGGAAGCCCCUCGGAGGCUGUGAGCUUCACCACUCUCAGCUGUGAGCCGGAACCCCCCAACCCUCCUAGGAAGGCCAGUGGGACCAAGAACACACUUGUACUCCAGUGGAAGGCUCCAUGUGACAAUGGUUCCAAAAUCCAAAACUACAUUCUUCAGUGGGACGAGGGGAAAGGCACUGGGAUGUUUGAGCAGUGCUACUAUGGGCCUCAGAAGCAGUAUCGAGUGACCAAGCUCUCACCAGCCUCAAGAUACUCCUUUCGCCUUGCAGCCAAAAACGACAUGGGUACAAGUGAAUUCAGCGAAGUGGUGGACCUGUUCACCUCAUGCAGCGUGCCGUCACCACCCCUCCCUCCGGAGCUGCUGAAGGCGGGGGUGACCUGGCUGUGCCUGCAGUGGCAGCGGCCCACUGGCUCUCCCAAGGAGGACGACAUCUACUACGUUCUGGAGAUGGAGGAGGAAGGCUCAGGAUAUGGCUUCCAGCCAAGCUACGAUGGCGAGGAGCUCUCCUGCACCGUCAGGAACCUCCACAGGAGUACUAAGUACAAAUUUCGGGUGGCGGCGUACAACUCAGAGGGGAAGAGCAACCCCAGCCAGGUGGCGGAGUUCACCACGAACCCAGACAGACCCAGCUGUCCCUGCAGGCCGGUCAUCAAGGGAAGAGUCCUGCCCACCAGCUUCAGGAUGGCCUGGGAACCCCCAAAAGACGACGGCGGGGCGGAAGUCACAAAGUACGUCGUGGAGCUGUCGGAGGGCUUAAGCGGCUUGUCAUGGGAGCUGGUGUACACCGGGCCGGCCAUGGAGCAUGUGUGUGAAAGCUUGAAGCCUGGCUGCUCCUACCAAACCCGAAUUUACUGCAUGAGCGAGGGGGGGCAGAGCCCGCUGUCGGAGACCCUGCAGGUCCAGACUCCCGCAGUGCCCCCAGGGCCCUGCCAGCCCCCUCGGCUGGUGGGCAAGCCCAAAGCCAGGGAGGUGCAACUGCGCUGGGGUCCCCCUCAGGUAGACGGAGGCAGCCCCGUGUCCUGCUACAGUGUAGAAGUGAGUGGGCCGCAGACUGAGGAGAGCAGGGAGGUUUACCAGGGCCCAGAGCUGGACUGCACCGUGGGAAGCUUACUGCCUGGCAAAACCUACAGCUUCCGGCUCAAGGCAGCGAACAAGGCUGGGUUUGGGCCCUUUUCGGAGCGCUGCGAGGUGACCACAGGCCCCGGGGCCCCAGAGCCCUGCAAGGCUCCCUGCACCACAUGCAAAUCCCCCAGCUGUGUUGUGGUUAGCUGGGAGGCCCCGCCUUGUAAUGGAGCUCCUGUCACAGAGUUUCGUUUGGAGUGGGGAGCUGCUGAGGGCAGCAUGCAGGUGUGUUACAGCGGACCAGCGCUCAGCCAUGAGAUGAAGGGGCUGCUCCCUGCAACUAACUACUUCUGCCGGGUACAGGCUGUGAACGUGGCCGGCGUGGGGCCCUUCAGCGAGGUGGUGCUCUGCCAGACGCCCUGCUCCGUGCCCGCAGCCGUCAGCAACGUCCACGCACUGAAGGAGUCUGAGCUGCACGGGUACGCGACUUCGAUGGAUGUGGAGGAAGAUGAAGAAGAGGAUGACGGCGGCUCCCCGCCACCACCGCUCUACUCUCCAUCAACCUGCCUGGGUCUCUGCUGGGAGCCGCCGUGCGACCACGGUUCAGAGAUCACAUCCUACCUGAUUGACCUGGGAGAGCGCCAGCCCAUCGCCGUGGGCCCCGUCACCAAAUACAUUAUCCAGCAUCUGCAGCCUGACACCAGCUACAGGAUCCGAAUCCAGGCCCUGAACAGCCUGGGCGCCGGCCCCUUUAGUCACACCUUUAAGCUGAAGACGAAGCCCCUGCCACCGCAGCCGCCCCGCCUGGAGUGCACCGCCUUCAGCCACCAGACCCUCAGGCUCAAGUGGGGCGACGGCCCGGCCAAGGCCGCCACCUCGGACGCCCUCCAGUACCAGCUGCAGAUGGAGGACAAGAGCGGCAGAUUUAUAUCCUUGUACAAAGGACCAUGCCACACACACAAAGUCCAGAGGCUUAAUGAGUCUACCUCUUACUCGUUCCGCAUCCAGGCCUUUAAUGAGGCGGGCGAAGGGCCCUUCUCCAAUGUUUACACAUUCACCACCCCGCGCUCUCCUCCAGCCCCUGUGAAAGCCCCUAAAGUGGAGCGUCUGGAAGACAACUCCUGCGAAGUCACGUGGGAGGCUCUGCCGCCCAUGAAGGGGGACCCUAUCAUCUACACCCUGCAGUGCAUGAUGGGAAACUCUGAUUUCAAACAGGCCUACAAAGGCUCCGCCACAUCGCACCACGUCCACAACCUGCAGCCCAGCAGCGACUACCGUUUCCGGGUGUGCGCGAUCCGGCAGUGCCAGGACGCCCCGGAGCUGAGCGGGCCCUACAGCCCCACGGUGACCCUGUCGCCGCAGCGGAGCGACGUGGCGGCGGGCGGCGGCGCCACCGGCUCGGGCUCCAGAGCCGGCGCCGAGUCCAGCCGGCCCCGACGGAGCCUGACGGACGAGCAGUGCGCGUUCCUCCUCCUCAUGGUCUUCGCCGUCAUCGCCAUCCUCAUCGCUUUCGUGAUCCAGUACUUUGUCAUCAAAUGAGCACUCGUCCUCCUUCUCCUCCUCCUUUUUCUCCCCUUCCUCCUCCUCCUCCUCCUCCUCCUUCUUCUUCUUCUUCUUCUUGCGCCCAGCUGCAGGGUUAUAGCUUUAUUCUCCUCCCCCUUCCCCCGCGCCCCCACCCUCCUCCGAGUCAUCCGUUUCCUCUUUUUCGUACUCGUCGUUUUUUCCGUCGUCACCGCAGUAAUCACGUUAGCCGUGUCAGGGUGCUGGGGGGGGAGGUGAGGUGAGGUGGGGGGAGGCAGGAGGGUUAAGUAGCAGUACAGAAAAUGAGGAAAACACCCCGUUUUUUGCGCCUGUGAUCCUUUCCUGACUCGUCUUCUGUUGUCGCCCGGCCCCUCCUCUCGUGGCGUCCGGUCAGUCGAGGUUUCUGUUCCGUUUGGAUCGGCUUCCCGCGCAGAAGGAACUCAAGACAGAGCAGAGGGCGUGGCUUAUGGGACGGGUGGGGGGGCACUUUGACUCAUGUACUUGUUGAUUACAGUAUAUAAAUAUAUAUAAAUAUAUAUAAAUGUGUAUAGAAAAUAGUCAUUAUUUAUAUUUCCAUGUACGUGUCCAGUAUGAAAAUGUUUUUUGAUAGAUGUUCCAAAAAAAAUAGCAUGUAGGUGUGUUACCAGCCUACAUGCUAUUUGAUCCUGGGACCUGGUGGGCCAGUGUUUGCACAGUGGGGUGUGUGUGGGUGUGUGUGUGUGUGUGUGUGUGUGUGUGUGUGUGUGUGUGUGUCCAGAUGCAUACUGUGUGUAGUCGUGCCACAGAGGUACACAGCUGGGAGGGCUCGAGCCGGGGCCAGACGAAGGGACUUAACCCCCCGCUGGAGUUGAAAAGGGGCGUCGUGAGCGAGAGGAGAAGAACCCGAAAUGAAAUUCUUGUUCGCAUUAUAGAACAUUCAUUUAGCACUUUCCAACUUUUUGAUGUUCAGAAUGUUUAAGGAUGCAAAAAUGACUGGAGAAAUGUUAGUAUAUUUUUGUACAGUAUGACACAAGGACCUGUAAGUUUGAAAAAAAUAAAAUAAAUAAAAAAAUAAAACAAAACAAAUGCUCAGUAUAAAGUUAGAAAACAAACAAAAACCAAACUAACACAGUGAAUUCUAAUUAUUUUUACUAUCAUAUAGUUAUACUGUAGCUUGUUUUUACAAUCAUGCAGCUGCUUUACUCCGAAAAUAUUGUUGUUCAGCACAAAAAAUGUAUGCUUACCUGUAUGUUUUUGUUUUUUUGAUUGAUUUUUUUUGUUUUUUGUUUUGUUUUGUUUUUUUGUUCUGUAUUGUUUUUUUGUUUUCUUCCCAGUAAUUGAUUUUGCACCUUAGUUGAAGAACCUCGACUGACUGUGUCUUGGUCUUGUGAUGCAUUUUUAUAGAACACAUUUUGAGAUUGUGCAAGCCCUACUUGUAUUUUGGGUGUUUUAAAAGUCGUAGUAUCACGUCACGUGUCGCUGAAACAGCUGAUCGUAUCUCAGCGGGGGGGAAAAAAAAAAAAAAAAAAAGGUGUGAGAACCAGUUGUUUCAGAGGCCUUAAUUGGAGAGAGGAGAGAAAAAAGAAAAGAAAAGAAAAGAAAUCUCGGGAGUGUUUUCUUCAUUUCUCUUAAGUUUCGAUUUUUGUUUUUUCCUGUUGUUUUUUUUUUAAGUUUUAGAAAACACUAAUGUGUUUUAUUUACGUUUCUUUUUAGCAACAUUUAUUUGAUGUUAGUAAAUACACGUAAUCGUCAGAGAAAUUGAUAGUUCUAUGUGUUACUUCCGAUUUAUUUUGAUUUCUUUUGUCAGGUCACACGUGUGAAGUAUAUUUUUUUAUAAUGUUGAAGUAAUAUAAGUUAAUACUCUCUAGAGAAAAUAAUAAAUCCUGAGUACUCACGAAACAUGGAAAGCGAAUGGCAGAUACAAAAUGUGUUAUAUCAUGUACUUCCUGUGAAUCUAAAUUUGCCUUUUCUCUGUGUGUUAAGUAUUUGUAACAGAUUGCUGACGCUGAGGUCUCAGUGGUGAUCUGGCUGUAGGGUCUAGUGUUGUGUUUGGUUAUGGGCAGUCCACUGCUGUUGCAAAAUGAAACACAGGUACCUUGCAAAACGUCUCGGAUAAUUACAUAAUUUGGUCUUACGGACAUUCUGCAAAUGUCUUCUCUUUGUCAGUUCGAGAAUUCAAAUUCCUAUUUUUGAUAGUGAUUGCAACGUGCCAUUUUAACACCUCUUCACCUCGGGGGCCACUGCCCUUGGCUGAGGAGAUUAACUAAACGCUACAAAAAAUAAAUAAAUAAAAAAAAAUACAUAAAAAAAAUACAUAAAAUAAAAUAUGCACAAAAAAGGAGACCAUUUUUAUGUAAUUUUAAUGUUUGCAGUUACCUCAUACACCGUACAUUCCAAAAUGAAAAUUUGUUAUACAUAAUACCAGACAUAUCACUUUAAAAUGUUCGUUAUGGGAAAAAUGUAUAAUCAUAGAUAUGUAUCUAAAGUGUAUCUGUAUAGCCAUGAUAUCUACAAAGGAUCCAUGCACAAUAAAAGAUUUAUAAUUCUUAA
Molecule: messenger RNA, 6708 nt
Organism: Myripristis murdjan (pinecone soldierfish)
Lineage: Eukaryota; Metazoa; Chordata; Actinopteri; Holocentriformes; Holocentridae
Gene: fndc3a
Product: fibronectin type III domain containing 3A
Exons: 26
Coding region: 472-4197 (1241 amino acids)
Molecular function (GO): protein binding
Source: RefSeq, a predicted model, not a curated record